Triticum dicoccoides is the source of this 1018-nucleotide messenger RNA. RefSeq lists its product as uncharacterized. The coding region runs from base 82 to 732 and encodes 216 amino acids. Lineage: Eukaryota; Viridiplantae; Streptophyta; Magnoliopsida; Poales; Poaceae. The transcript has a single exon. The record is from RefSeq and is a predicted model, not a curated record.
GAAAGCCAUCAGCUUGUAAGAUACAGUAACACACAACACAUCUGCAAGAAACACCAAGAGGUAGAGCACUCAGAUUCAGUUAUGGCACCCAGCAGAGAGGCGUGUGCGAUCGCCAUGGCCGUGGCAGCGCCGUUCAUCGCAAUGGCAAGCAACAUCAGCACCGACAACGUCGAGAAGCGGCGCAGGACCUCGUCCGACAUGCUCCAGCGCACCGUCUCCGACGUCUCCUUCCAGCUCCACCACCACGGCCCCGCCAAGGAGGAGGAAGAGGCGGCGGCAGAGGCGGAGAUGAAGCUGCUCCACCCGGUCUCGGAGGUGGAGGACGCCAAGUGCGAGUGCUGCGGCAUGUCGGAGGAGUGCACGCCGGAGUACAUCCGCGGCGUGCGCGGCCGGUUCUCGGGGCGGUGGAUCUGCGGGCUGUGCGCCGAGGCCGUGACGGAGGAGGCCGAGAAGAGCGGAGGGUCGCUGGAGGAGGCGCUCCGGACGCACAUGGGCGUGUGCAAGAGGUUCAACGGCUUUGGGAGGACGUACCCGGUGCUGUUCCAGGCGGAGGCCAUGAGGGAGAUCCUGAGGAAGCGGUCCAAGCUCGGGCCGAGGUCCAGGUCCGGCAUCAACCCCCGGGAGGUCAGGGAAACCGCCUCCAAGGCGAAGGCGAAGGCUUCGGCUGGCGCCGGCGGCAUCGCACGGAGCUCCAGCUGCAUGCCGUUCAUCACCGACGAGUUCAGCGACUAGACAGAGCUUAAUUCAGCGACGAGUUCAGCCUUCUUGUUGCAUGUUUUUGCCAUCUUUUUGGGCUAAGGGUGCAUACUUCACACGCCUUUUAGGGUGUUUUUUUGUUGCACCUCUAGCUUAUCUGGAAACUUGAGCAUCACUGUAGCAACACCAUAAGGCUUAAGCUUGUAGCUAGUCACCAGCCAUGUUCUGUUUUUCCAAGUUCAAAUAUGUCUUUAAUUUGGUGAUCGGACAGCCUUAAUUUGGCACUGAUCUUCGGUAAGGUUUAGAAGUUCUUAUUUGUUUU